AUGGGCUCGAAGAAAAUGAAUGUGCCGAAGAGUCCGCGGCGCCCUCAAGUCGCCAAUGCUUGCGUGGCUUGUCGUACUUCCAAAGUGAAGUGCUCUGGCAAACACCCCGUAUGCUCCCGUUGCCGGUCUCGUGGCAUAGAGUGCAAUUUCGACGUCUCUGCAGAAGGCAUCACCAAGCGACAACACUUACAAAAUGAGCUCGCACAGUUAUCUGGCCAUAAGCAAGGUCUUGAGCGAGCGAAUGCUAUCAUAGACGUCUUGCAGCAUGGCAGCGACUCGGAAGCGGUCGAGUUACUGGUGUGUCUACGAACCGGUCAUUCGGUUGACGCAGCGUUCAAUCACGUCCAGCAGAAGAGACAAGGAACCGCGUCCAACCUGGCUGAUCCAGCUCUACCUUCCGCGGCAGCAUCAGUGAUCGCGGACACGACUCCUUCGGGACCGCCACGCCUGGCUAACAACGUGAGUAUGCAGAGCGUAUCAAGCUCGAUCGCCAGACCUCAAGCAGACUCAUGGUCGUUUCCACCAGUAUCCAACAGCACCGGUAACAAUCUCCCGACUCCGACCAUCGCAACAGACCAAUCGACCGCUUGGCCAUACCCACCGAUCAGUAACGAGACUCAAUACCUUCAGCAUGACAUGGGCACGAAUGCAUAUACCUACCAGCCUACCGAGGACGAUAGUCAAACGCAGCAGUUCGGACUAGCCACACGAGUCAGCCCAUUGUCGACAUGCUCAUCAUCGAGAGCGUCGAAUGCGCAGGACUCGUACAUCCAGCAGCCCUACAGUCCAGAGCAUCUCUUCUUCGAAUCUACGCCUCAGGAGAGGGCGAAUCCGGCCAUGUACAGCAACUCGACCUGA
Molecule: messenger RNA, 858 nt
Organism: Fulvia fulva
Lineage: Eukaryota; Fungi; Ascomycota; Dothideomycetes; Mycosphaerellales; Mycosphaerellaceae
Exons: 2
Coding region: 1-858 (285 amino acids)
Biological process (GO): regulation of DNA-templated transcription
Molecular function (GO): DNA-binding transcription factor activity, RNA polymerase II-specific; zinc ion binding
Source: RefSeq, a predicted model, not a curated record